AUGGCAAAAAAAAAGAGUAAUAAUAAUAAUAAUAAUAAUAAUAAUAAUAAUAACAAUAAUAAAAUCAUUAUAGAAGAAGAGAUCAUUGAUAGUGAUGAAGAAGGAUGGGAGGAAGUACCAACAAAAGAACAAAGAAAUAAAGAAAUGAAUGAAAAAAGAGAAAAGAGAAAAUUAGAAAAAGAGAAGAAAAGACAACAAGAAAUUAUUGAACAUAAUGAAAAACAAAAGAAAAUUGCAGAAUUAUUUUCAGACUCAUCAAAAGCAUUCAAUAUUAAAAAUAGACCAGCAGGAUAUAAUCCAUGGGAUAUAUUAGACGAAGAUGAAGAUGAUAUCACUCAUACUCAAGAACAUCAAAAAAGAAAUGGUGCAAAACAAACCUCUGAAAAUCCAAACAAUGGUUUCCAUUAUCCUGGUAGUGAUAGAUUAUCAAAUUCAAAUGAUAAAUUAAAAAAGAAAAAGAAACAAAUUCAACAACAACCACAACCACAAUCACCAUCAGAUUCUAAACAAUCUUUAUCAAAUGCAAUUCAAUCUUUUAAUUUUGAAAAAUAUUAUGAUUUAUUAAAAAAUAUCGAAAAGAAAUUUCCAAAGGUAGUUGAUGUUCAAAUUAAAUGUGUUGCAGAAUGUUUAGAGGAACAUUUUGGUUCAAUUCCAUCUGAUCAAUCUCCAUUUUAUCAAAGAAUUGAUUAUUUAUCAAAAUUUGAUGAUAAAUUUAGAAAAGAAACGACUAAAUUCUUUUCAAGUAGACCAAUGUCAAAUAUAUUACCAACAGUUGAUAAAGAUGCAAUUUCAAGUAGUGGUGUAGGUUUGGAGAUACUACUUCAAUUGAUUUUUAGAUAUUUCCCAGACUCUUUAUUAAUGAAUUUACAAUAUUUCAAAUCACUAAGUUUACAAACUUUGAAACCAAAUGUUGUCUCUCUAUAUCUUUGGUUCUUUUCACAACCAAUUCAAAAUAAUUUACAUUCUAUAACUGCUUCAAUUUGGUUACAAAUCGUUUUCCCAAUCUUAUAUAAAGCAAAAGUUUCAAAUCAUUCAAAUUUAGAAUUAUUUGAAAAGUUUACUAUUCAAUUAUUAGAAUUAAAGAGAGUUCAAAAGAAUGGUAUUGAAAUUGAAGAUACUGUUUUAGCAAAUUCAUUGGAUGAAUUUCUUAAUGCAUUGAUUUUACAAACUGUUCAACCAAUUGGUAUGAAAUAUUCUGAUAUCUUAUUUGAUUUGAAAAAAUUAUUUUCAAAUAAUAAAAUACCAUCAUCAUACUUUUAUGUAUUAUUAAAUUAUAGUGCUAUGCCAGAUGAAGCUUUAAGAGAAAGAUUUUUAAAUAAGGUAAUUGAAUGUUUAAAUAUAGAUAAUAAUUGUUUUCAUUAUUUGAAGAGUAGAUAUGUUGAAUUUAUCGCUCAAAUCAAUAAUUUAUUACUCUAUGUUUUAUUACAAUGGAAAUCAUCAGAGAAAAAGGAUGGUAAUAAACAACAUCAACAUCAACAUCAACCAACCUUAACCAAACAAUCAGUUUAUGAAUUAGCAUUAUUCUGUAGAGAAGAAAAUAAUAGUUUAUUAUUAAAAAGACAAUUACAAAUUCAACAACAUCAACAACAACAACAACUUUUACAACAACAAGGAAAACAAUUAAAGAAACCACAAAAGAGUACUUUUGAAGUUGAUGAUGUUAAUCUUUGUAAUAUAACUUGUGAUGUAAGUAUUAUUAUAUUAAUGGUACCAUUAGUAAUCGUUGGAAGUUAUUAUUCCAGACAAAUGUUUUGUGAUGGUAAUAUUAAUCUUAAUCAAUAUUUACCAAAAGAAAAUGUUGAUUUAUUGCAAAAAUAUCUUUGUCAAUAA
Molecule: messenger RNA, 1830 nt
Organism: Dictyostelium discoideum AX4
Lineage: Eukaryota; Evosea; Eumycetozoa; Dictyosteliales; Dictyosteliaceae
Exons: 8
Coding region: 1-1830 (609 amino acids)
Cellular component (GO): endoplasmic reticulum membrane
Source: RefSeq, a predicted model, not a curated record